AUGACAUCUCCUACAACUCACUUCAACUUGUCAACUUUCGAUUCUCCUUAUAAUCUUUCCGUUUUUCAAAAUCAACUUACUCAGCAACAAAAAUUCCAACAACAACAAUAUAAUCAAGUCGUAGAAGCAAUAACAUCGAAUACCUUCGCUAAUAUAACUCCCCCCUUUCUUGCUUCAACGUCUCAACAACAGCGUCAACAACACGCCGCAGUAUCCGCCGCAGCGGCUCAAUUUGCUUACGUUCAACAGCAGCAACAAAUUCAACAACCUUCGUACAUUUAUAAUACGACUGCUUAUCCAUCACCUCCUUUGGACUGUAACCCCUCUCCUACUUAUCCACCAAGUACUAUGGAUCGCCGGACAAGUUUAAACACCGGGCUCGUGCCUAGCAUUCACCAUCAACCUUUGUCUAAUCAUGGAAAGGUCGUACACCAAUUAUCACCUUCGGUUGAUGGAGGUUCAUCGGAUGGUACCGCUGAAUCAUGGAGAACUUCUGUGGUCAUGAGCGCCGCUCAAGACAAUAAUGGAACCCCUUUCCCAUUUGGUUCGUACACAACGAAACCAAAAGGUUAUGAUGAGAGAACGUUGGAUCCCACCUUUUUCACUGAUCAUUCAAUGAAAAUGCCUUCAAGUCAUAAUUCGGCUGCCCCGAUGGGAUAUUUUGGACAGCCCCCAGUUAGUUACGAUCGUAAUGGUAUGCCUCAUUUUGCCACACCACAAGAUUAUCCAAUCACAAUGGCAGGUUUGGCAAAUCCAAAUGGAAAUUCAAGAAAUGCAUCUCAAUUUCAAAAUCCACAAAGACCUCGACCUGUUACACCACAAGAUAUGAUGACAACUUUUAGUUCAAAGACCGUUUCAUCCACACCAAAAAGGUACAAGUGUAAUGUCUGUCAAAAGAGGUUCACCAGACCAAGUUCGUUGCAAACACAUACAUACAGUCACACCGGGGAAAAACCAUUCAAAUGUCCGGUUGAGGGUUGCGGUCGUCAUUUUUCUGUCGUAAGUAAUCUUCGCCGUCAUCAAAAAAUUCACACCAAAUAA
This is a messenger RNA of Funneliformis geosporum, 1041 nucleotides long. Lineage: Eukaryota; Fungi; Glomeromycota; Glomeromycetes; Glomerales; Glomeraceae. The record is from the annotation of a GenBank genome assembly.